Molecule: messenger RNA, 1301 nt
Organism: Teleopsis dalmanni
Lineage: Eukaryota; Metazoa; Arthropoda; Insecta; Diptera; Diopsidae
Exons: 5
Coding region: 1-1065 (354 amino acids)
Source: RefSeq, a predicted model, not a curated record
AUGGGUCAAGAAAAUGAUGAUUCUGUUGCUAAAGGGGACGACGGACGUAUUGAAUUCUUCAAUACAAUCGUUCUGCAACCGCACCUUAAACUUAUCACCGACUUAGGUCGUGGUUAUCACGUGCGUUGUGCGUAUAAAAGUCGUGAUGCUGCAACACGAAAACAACACAAACCCAGUUCCAAGCAAGUAAAGCAUGCACAGAAACCCCAAGCAUUCCAUAGCGCUGAUAGUGAAGUAACCGAUAGGCGCGACUAUGGACGUUCAUUGGAUAAAUAUCGUGCAACUGGUGAUGAACUAGAUGAAGAUGAUGUCUUCGAUGAUGAAUCCACUGCUAAUGCAGAAGCGAAUGAGGAAUUAAAUGAAAUUCCUAUGCCAGGUUGUCAUAUGAAAAUUUAUAAUGCAGAACAUAAAAUUGCCGAUGAUGUCAAGAUAGGAGAUCCAUUAACGAUGGUUGUAAGCAUUGAUAAGCAAGAUGUGUAUGGCUUACACGUAACCGAUUGUACUGUACGUGAUGGUUUGGGUUGGGGUGAACAACGACUUUUGGGUGAAGAUGGUUGUCCAAUGGAUAAUGAAAUAAUGGGACAAUUCAAUUACACUACUGAUCGCAUGGCAGCGAAUGUUACAUUCCCAGCACAUAAAUUCCCGUACACCACGUCUGUCUACUAUCAAUGCAAUGUGAGGUUGUGUGCCUUGCAGGAUCCCGAAUGUAAAGUGGCUCCUACUUGCAGUGGCAAACGACCAAAACGACAAACUAACGCCGAUAACAAAGACGAAGAACAAGCAAUCAUUAAAGUGGAUACUGGUCUUUAUGUGAAUGAAAAUGUUGAUGUAACAGAAGAUGAUGAAGAUUCAGUCUUCAAAGAAAAAACACUUGAUGACGCUUUGUGCGUAUCGCAACGUACAUUCGCCAUUGCCAUAGCAAUUGCCGGUCUCAUUCUAAUGUUGGCCGUCGUUGCCGCUGUCUUGUGCAUAAUGGCCAGAAGAAGCACUAAGACGGUAUCCAAUUCGGGCAGCUCCAUUUACAGUGGACCAUAUACAAAUACGGCUUUCUCGCAUAGCAGUUAAGUAGCUCAUAAGUAUUGCCAUUGCUACAAAGCAGUACAUAUACUUAUUAACUUAUUCGGUCUAUACUAUUAAAAUUUAUUUAAAUUUGUGUAUGAACACUUAAAGUGUUUUAAAUUCUAAUAUUUAUAAAAUUUGUAAAAAAAGAGGAAAAUUCAAAAUUUUGUGCCUACAGUUAAAAAAAGGAUUCCUAAUCUUUAAAAACUGCUACGCUACUUUAUAGUCAACUUCCAUUAGUA